Cucurbita moschata (crookneck pumpkin) is the source of this 2131-nucleotide messenger RNA. RefSeq names its product nicotinate phosphoribosyltransferase 2-like. The coding region runs from base 249 to 1934 and encodes 561 amino acids. Lineage: Eukaryota; Viridiplantae; Streptophyta; Magnoliopsida; Cucurbitales; Cucurbitaceae. The record is from RefSeq and is a predicted model, not a curated record. The transcript is spliced from 15 exons. Gene Ontology annotation, biological process: NAD+ biosynthetic process. Gene Ontology annotation, molecular function: nicotinate phosphoribosyltransferase activity.
ACCUUGAUUUGGUGGUCACUUUCUCUCCUUUUUCGCUGUCUUUAACGGUCUCACUCCCAUUCUCCCUCUCUCGUGGGUGGAUGUAUAUCGACUUCCGAUGUCAAUGUUGUUAUCAGCCUUCGUCUAUGCUAAAAGCUUAACCCGAGUUUGCUUUCUCAGUUUUGCUCUGUAAUUGUUUUGCUCCGUAAUUGUUUUGCUCCAAAGUUCAAUUCAUUGUGUUGUAUUCUCGAGUUUUUCUUGUUUUCCCGAUGGAGGUGAAAGUGAACGGGCCUGGAAAUGGCGAUUGUUCGAGUCGGCUUGUGGAUGGACCUACCAACCCCAUGGUUACUCCUUUGCUAACCGAUCUUUAUCAGUUCACUAUGGCUUAUGCUUAUUGGAAAGCCGGCAAGCAGAACGAGCGAGCUGUGUUUGAUUUAUAUUUUCGGAAGAGUCCUUUUGGUGGUGAAUAUACAGUUUUUGCUGGUUUAGAAGAAUGCAUAAGACUUAUAGCUAAUUUCAAAUUCACAGAGGAAGAAAUAUCUUUUAUCAAGAAGUCUUUACCUUCAUCGUGUGAGGAUGCAUUCUACAAGUACCUUAGAGAAAUCGACUGUUCUGAUGUCGAAGUCUAUGCUAUUUCAGAGGGAUCAGUUGUUUUCCCAAAGGUGCCCCUAGUAAGGGUCGAAGGGCCAGUUGCUGUGGUACAGUUACUAGAAACUCCAUUUGUAAAUCUUAUCAAUUAUGCAUCUUUAGUUGCUACAAAUGCUGCUAGACAUCGAUUUGUUGCUGGAAAAUCUAAACUUCUUCUCGAGUUUGGACUUCGGAGAGCUCAGGGUCCUGAUGGUGGAAUUAGCGCCUCAAAGUAUUGCUAUCUUGGAGGGUUUGAUGCAACAAGCAACGUUGCAGCUGGGAGGUUAUUUGGGAUACCACUUCGUGGGACACAUUCCCAUGCAUUUGUUAGCUCAUAUAUGAGCCCAGAUGAGAUCAAAGAUAAGUCACUUCGUAGCAGUGAUGGCUCACGCACCUGUGAAGAUUUUCUUAGUGCAGCUCAAAUGUGGUUAAACAAGAUUCAGUGGUUGCCUUCCUUACAUGGCAUUUUUGGUGAGACCAACCAAAGUGAGCUGGCUGCGUUCACGUCUUAUGCUUUGGCAUUUCCAUCCGACUUCCUUGCUCUUGUGGAUACAUAUGAUGUUAUACGGAGUGGAAUCCCUAAUUUCUGUGCAGUUGCUAUGGCACUCCAUGAUUUGGGGUACCAAGCUAAAGGGAUUAGGUUGGACUCUGGUGAUUUAGCAUAUUUGUCACGUGAGGCACGAAAAUUUUUCAUGACUAUUGAAAAGGAGUUUGGGGUGCCUGGAUUUCAAAAUAUAAAUAUUACUGCCAGUAAUGACCUCAAUGAGGAAACUUUAGAUGCUUUAAACAAGCAGGGUCAUGAGGUUGAUGCAUUUGGAAUUGGAACCUAUCUGGUUACAUGUUUUACUCAGGCUGCUUUAGGAUGUGUCUUCAAGCUAGUUGAAAUAAAUAAUCAGCCCCGCAUUAAACUUUCUGAAGACGUUUCAAAGGUCUCAAUCCCAUGCAAAAAGCGUACUUUUAGAUUAUAUGGGAAAGAAGGCUAUCCUCUGGUAGACAUAAUGACAGGCGAGAAUGAACCGCCUCCUCAGGUGGGCGAAAGAAUUCUCUGCCGUCACCCAUUUAAUGAAUCGAAAAGAGCAUAUGUGGUGCCACAGCAAGUAGAGGAGCUUCUCAAGUGCUACUGGAGUGGAAAAUCAGGUAAAACAGCAGAAUGUUUACCAGCUCUGAAGCACAUACGGAGUCGUUGCAUUAAACAACUCGAGAACAUGCGUCGUGAUCACAUGAGAAAACUUAAUCCAACUCCAUACAAAGUUAGCGUGAGUGCGAAACUGUACGACUUCAUUCAUUUCUUGUGGCUAAAUGAGGCGCCUGUUGGGGAGUUGCAAUAAAAACAGCCAUUAUUGGUCGCUCUAGCCCAAAGUAAGACUCGUUGUUCCUAUAUAGACUCGUUGUUCCUAUAUAGUACAGAUAAAAUGAUACAGCCACUUGCUCCAAGCAUUGCUUAUGUGUCUCUGCGUUGAAUAAAAUAUGAACAACCGGUUGUCUCUAUUAUAUAUAAGAAACUUUUGGUCUUCCACUGCCAUUA